Molecule: messenger RNA, 1064 nt
Organism: Saccoglossus kowalevskii
Lineage: Eukaryota; Metazoa; Hemichordata; Enteropneusta; Harrimaniidae
Product: putative protein-lysine deacylase ABHD14B
Cellular component (GO): cytoplasm
Source: RefSeq, a predicted model, not a curated record
UCCAUAUGCCGCGCCCACAGGUUAGCACGAUGGCUACGCUAACAAGAAAUAAUACCAGUCUCACUACGCUAGUGGGGUUAUUUGGGGUCACUCUCGUGCUAUACUUCACGUAUAGCUACUUCGCGUCGUCGUCUUCAUCGUCUAUCAGGAAGUCUAAUCUAGCGGACAUCGAACGAAUGGCUAGCGAUUUCAUCGCUAGGGACUUCUCUGUCGCGGAAAUUCCAUCUGAAAUGUUGACCAACAAAGAGGACCCCGAUAUCAUGGUCAUCGCAUCUGAAGUGAACAUUGAGGGUGCCACGGGGAACCUGUUCUGUCGUGAAGCUUGGGAUAAAUCACGAGAUGGGGCUUAUGAAGGCAAUGUUUUGUUGUUGCAUGGCGCAGCCUUCUCCGCACAGACAUGGUUAGAUUUGGGAACACUGCACCAGCUGGCGAAGAUUGGUUACAGGGCAGUAGCCAUUGAUUUACCAGGGUUUGGUAUGUCGCAUUCGUUGACGUACUCCGGCGAUCCUGCCCAAUUUCUACUGAACGUGAUGAAAACACUAAAUAUCUUCCGACCUGUUAUAAUAAGCCCAUCGGUUAGUGGCGAGUACUCAUUGCCGCUUGUCUUGAAACAUCCCGAUGUUGUGCGUGGAUAUGUGCCUGUUGCUCCGGUAGGAACAUCAAAGUUCACGGUGGACGAGUACAGACAGUGUCAUGUACCAACACUCAUCAUAUACGGCGAUCAGGACGAAACACUUGGACCUGAAUCAGUGACUAACUUAAAGAACCUUCCCAUCAACCACAUCGAAAUAAUGGAACACGCUAAACAUCCCGCAUACAUAGACCAGCCUGAACGAUGGCAUAAACUACUUUACAGCUUUAUGAGAUCAAUACCAAAAUAAUAAUAAUAUAUUGGUGGAUAUACUGCGCCAUAUUAGUCUAUGGCAGGGGCGGUUUUCAAGACAAAAAUCCAAAAAAUAUGUUUUUAAUUAAAAAAUGCUCGAGAUUGAAACCUGGUAUCAAUUAGCACAAAUUGAAUUGUCGGUAGGUUUUAUCAUUAAAUAAAGUUUCUGGCGACAUUUCAA